Molecule: messenger RNA, 1233 nt
Organism: Gadus chalcogrammus (walleye pollock)
Lineage: Eukaryota; Metazoa; Chordata; Actinopteri; Gadiformes; Gadidae
Exons: 2
Coding region: 25-1233 (402 amino acids)
Source: RefSeq, a predicted model, not a curated record
UCUCAAAAUCUAUCAGUCUCAAACAUGCCAUCUGUACAGGAGUUGAUGUUACUUUGUCUCAUCAGAAAUCGCAGACAAAGGCGCAAAAAGUGUAAGCGGCGGUGGCAUGUGAGACCGCUCAAUGAGAACCGUCACAUUAACGGCGAGUUUGUUUCUUUAGAUUUGCCGAUGAGAGAGCUAGACGACGAAAGGCACUUCCAAUACUUUAGGAUGUCUGCCGUUACUUUUGAUAGAUUGCUCGGCCUGGUAGCCCCGAGGACACACCAUGCUGCGUCCCACAGAGUGCCCGUGAGCGAUGCUGAGCGUCUGGCGGUCACACUCCGUUUUCUGGCAGCAGGGAUCAGCCAGCAAGCCCUGGCAGCCAGCUACAAAUUGGGCAAUGUAACGGUCAGCAAUAUCUAUAAGGAGGUAUGUCAGGCUCUGUGGGCUGGGCUGAAGGAAGAGGUUCAGUUUCCGCAAGUCGCGCAAUGGGGGGCUAUCAGCGAUGACUUCUGGACGAAGUGGGAUUACCCCAAUUGUAUUGGAGCAAUUGAUGGCAAGCACGUCCGCGUCAAUGUGCCAGCCAACAGUGGCAGUACCUUUUUCAACUAUAAAGGUUAUUUUAGCUUUAUUUUGAUGGCUGUCUGUGAUGCCAAUUACCGCUUCACCUUCAUCGACAUCGGAGCCUUCGGAAGGGAAAGUGAUGCUGGGGUCUUUGUUCGGACGGAGUUUGGAGCGCAGCUCAUUCAGGGACAACUCCCUCUGCCGCCACACGCGCCUCGGCCUGGGACAGAUGUGCUGACACCGCCUGUUUUUGUUGCGGAUGAGGCCUUCCCCCAGAAGGUCAACAUCAUGCGCCCAUACCCAGGAUCUCAACAACUGUCUCAGGACCAGAAGGUGUACAAUUACCGGCACUCAAGGGCAAGGCGGGUCAUUGAAAAUGCCUUUGGCAUCCUUGCUGCCAGGUGGCGAAUACUGGGAAGGGCUAUGGAGUGUUCCAUUGACACAGCUGAGGAUGUCACGAAGGCUUGUGUGGCUCUCCACAACUUUUUAUCAAAAGGAGACCAAUCCCUGCCUGAACAAAACCGCUACAUACCCCCAGGAAUGGUCGACAGGGAUGGUGCACCUGGAAAAUGGCGACAGGUGGUCCAGGGAGACACCAACCUUAUUCGCACCCGACGCAUCACAGCCGCAAGAGCCACCCAGGAUGGCAUGGCUGUCAGGGAACUCUUCAAAGAGUACUUUCAGACAUAG